AGCUUAGCUAGAAACUGUGCAAUCUAAACGACAGUCGCACUUAAUGGUGAAUGCAGUUGCGAGUUGGCUAUGUUCAAAUCUAACGUCAAACCACUAGUCCCAGCUCCUCAGCCCGGCAUGGCUCGAUGGCCCCAGGUUUAAUUUCAUGUAUCGUUAGGCUAUCAGCUAGCUUGCAGUUACUUUGGGAAUAUUCUCCUUUGAAAUAGCACCUAAAACUAUAUGCAUUACCUGCGACCCAUGAUGCGUGUGAAGCAGAUGGCUUGGAGUUGUUCAUUCAUACAUCGUCUAUAAGAGUAGAGUAUUACAGGUGCUUCAUCACAGGUAAUAACUGGUACUCUGUCUCACAGAUCAUUUGAGUAUUGUCUGAAGUGGGAAGUACCCAUGAAUUGUCGGCGCUCCUCCAGACUAACAAAGGCCUCUGAGAAGAGCCUCCAGAGAAGCCCCAGCCCAAACGAAGUUGUCCAGCACAGGUUGAGGGGUAAGAGGAAGAGGAGGGGCCUGAGGAAGAGCAAAGCUGACUACAUCGUAAUUGACAGAGAUAAACGGAGGGACCGUGACAUCAUUGACAUCAUCAAUAAUGACCAGGAUGCUAAACAUAUUGCCAAAAAGGAUGAAGGAAAGUUUGUGGAGGUGGCUGAUGAAGGAGUGGACAUGUCUGAUGAAGACUGUAACUCUGUUACCAGCAGUGUAGCUUCUGGUCCUUCCUGCCUACACAGCAACUCUGCACAGAAACACAGUCUGUGCUCAGCCUGCCAGAAACUCUAUCAUAAGGCCAAGAAGAUGAAAGCACCAAUUAAAAGUAAACUUUUGGACAGUGAUCCCAAGUCCCUCACAUGUGACCAGUGGGUCCUGAUCAAAAAUUGGAGGCCAAAGAGACUGCCUAGUGCAAGAGGGAAGCUUUUGAUCCAUGUACACUUGGUUAAGAAAAGACUUAAGGUCAAGGACGAUGCCAGGCGAACUGAGAAAUGUGUGGGAGGGGGACAACUGUCGGCCUGCUCAAGGCCUCACACUUUCCUUCAGAGGAACCUCAGACGGUGUGUCAGAGUUCCUGUGAAAAAGAAGAGAAAGAACAGGAGGAAAAGGACAAGAACUGAUUCUCAGAGUCCUUGUGUCACCAAGCAGCAGUGUUUACACAGCAACAAUCACCAGCAGCACAUCAGUAUUGACCGUCCCGAUAACGAUGGCCUUUACUCAACCAGUGGUCACAGUAGCUGUCCUGGUUUUGAGGGUUGGAGCGAGAAAGGAAUGGACGAUACAGAAGACACACAUCUAGCUGCUGAGUUGAUUUCCACCACAGUCACUCUGCAGCAAACCACCCAGCAAAGAGAGGACCCGCCCAAGCAGAAACCACCUAAGAAGACACGGGGAUUCAGAGACUUGCUCGCUCAGUUGCGUAGCAACAGCAGCGUGAUCGUCAAAGAGUCACGUUAGCGAAGUGAUUUCCAACUUUUUUUUUGUCUUUUUACCUGCAGUGUUAAGUUCUCAAAUGCAGAUGCAGGAUUUAUUUGUUGGUCUUUGGUGUUCUUUCACCAAGAUAUAUUUGUGUUCUGAAAACACAAGUAUUUAUCUUACAUUGUGUGCUGUUUACUGAAGUCAAACACCUGGAUCUAUAUCUGACUUUAUUGGUAAAGUUCUGCUGCAUUUUCACAUACUUUGCAUGUAAUUUAUUUUCUCUUAGAUUUAAAAAUUGCAUAUUUAAGCUUUCAUAAUACAGGAAAAAAGCUGAAUACAGGUGUGGAUUUUUUUCAUUACAUGAAUGCCUAUGGCAGAUGUAACAUUCCCAUCACCAGUAGAUGUACUGUGCAAUAAGAUGAUCUGUGAUAUCAAACAACAAGCUGAUUCAAAGCAUCCUUUUUGACUCAGUAGGGUCUGUGCACUAGAAAAGUCACUUUUGAUUUUUAUUUAUUUUAUUUUAUAUUAGCUAGUGUCCCACAGUGCAAUGCAGUCUAACAGCAAACAGUUGUAUCAGUUCUUCAUAGUAUAAAUGGGUAAGAUAUGUUGAAAAAGAUUGUCAAGUUUAGUACUCCUUAUAUGGUACACAUUUAGUUAGUGUAGAUUUGGGGCACGGUGUAUCUCUGCCACUUCUUCAUUAAUAAACACUUCUUACCAAGAAUAA
Molecule: messenger RNA, 2116 nt
Organism: Scatophagus argus
Lineage: Eukaryota; Metazoa; Chordata; Actinopteri; Scatophagidae
Exons: 6
Coding region: 382-1431 (349 amino acids)
Source: RefSeq, a predicted model, not a curated record